Molecule: messenger RNA, 1747 nt
Organism: Musa acuminata AAA Group (dessert banana)
Lineage: Eukaryota; Viridiplantae; Streptophyta; Magnoliopsida; Zingiberales; Musaceae
Product: protein REDUCED CHLOROPLAST COVERAGE 1-like
Exons: 4
Coding region: 63-419 (118 amino acids)
Biological process (GO): organelle organization
Cellular component (GO): cytoplasm
Molecular function (GO): protein binding
Source: RefSeq, a predicted model, not a curated record
UUGUGCAUCUUACUUAUGGACCAUCUCAUCCAAACACAGCUGCUACAUAUAUUAAUGUGGCUAUGAUGGAGGAAGGCCUGGGAAAUAUACAUGUGGCACUUAGAUAUCUUCAUAAAGCUUUGAAAUGCAAUCAGAAGUUGCUUGGUCCUGACCACAUUCAGACCGCAGCAAGUUACCAUGCGAUAGCUAUUGCACUAUCCUUGAUGGAAGCAUAUCCUUUGAGUGUUCAACAUGAGCAAACAACAUUACAAAUACUUAGAGCAAAGCUUGGUCCAGAUGACUUGCGUACUCAGGAUGCUGCUGCCUGGCUUGAGUACUUUGAGUCAAAGGCUAUUGAGCAGCAAGAAGCUGCUCGAAAUGGUACGCGGAAGCCUGAUGCAUCUAUUGCCAGCAAAGGCCACCUGAGAUGUGCCAACUGAAUUUUCUACUUCCACUAAAAUGAUGAAUAUCCUAUGCCUGAUCUCCUUGAUUUCAUUGAUUCCAACCAAGAUGGUAGAGGAAGAGAUGCUGAAUCCCUGAAGAGGAAGAAUCUGGGUUUAAUGGUAUGUUGAUAAGCCUUUAUCUUGUUUAAAUACUUCUGAGAAUCUAAUUGUGUAUUUAUGUUUGGUCAUGUUGGCUUACAUGUUUAAUAUAUCCGCUUGCUACCUGAAUGAUUUUUUAAGUGGUAGAUCGAAUAAAUGUCAAAGACAACAUUUAUAGAGCCAAUAAUUUCAUGCUAACUUUGGUGGUGAAUUAGGUCUUAGGUAGUAUAUAGUUUAACAGAAUAACCUAAUUUAUAGCAAAUAUCAAGUUAGUCACUUGAAAUAAUUCAACUUGUACUUAAUUUUUGCAUCUAAAUUAGUGGUAAACUGAAUAAAUUUUGAACUUAACACUCAUAGAGCCAAUUGUUUCAUGUAAAUAUUGGCAAUAAAUCAGGUCUAACAUAAUAUAGUGAGCAAACUAUGCUAAUUUAUAACAAGCAACUAACAAGUUACUCACUUAAAAUUUUUCAAAUUGUACUUAGUUUUUACAGCUCUUGCUGCCUGCUACCAAUCACUUGAUUAUAGGCAUGCAUUUAUUUUACCUUGUCUGCCCUGCUUCUGGUUCAAGAAGAUACUGCCUUAUUGCUAUAUAACCUGUCCAAGUAUUUGAAAGAGAGUCCAACUGAACCUAGAAAACAGAAGUAGAUCCUCACUCUUAAUUGUUGUGCAUGUGGAUAAUCAAAAUACUCAAGCUUUAUGUAUCAGUACUAGAAAAAUAUUUUUUGAGAAACAUGUCCUACAUCCAGCUAGUCUUCAAAAUCAUGAUGUUAAAUGAGAAUUCGCUGCAAAGGCCAUACUGUUUUUGCAUAACAGUGUCCUUUAGGUAUUUUUUAUUGGUUAUGAACAAUAUUUUCAUAGUUUCAGAAUUCUUUUAGUGUUUGAUACUUAAUUGCAACACAAACCAACUUAUAUUAACUAGAUGCUUGUGCACUCUUUAAUUAAAAUCAAAAUGUAUUCCAGAUUAUUUAUAGUAUUUAAAAAUAUAUAUUUUUGUGUUACUGGGCAGUUUUUCUCUCUGUACUAAGAUGCUAAUGUAGUUGCUGAAAGAAAUUGAUGAUGAAUCAGACACUUAACCUAUAAAUGGAGCCAAUAAAAAGUAUUGAACACCAACCCAUUAACUUCUAUGAAUGGAGGGCGGUGUUCUAAUACCAAUAAUAAACAACACCCAACACUUUCGACGAAUACUACGAUGCCAGUAUUCUCAAGCUCAUGAACAAAUAGGCACC